This is a messenger RNA of Acaulospora morrowiae, 1199 nucleotides long. NCBI's taxonomy places the organism in Eukaryota, Fungi, Glomeromycota, Glomeromycetes, Diversisporales, Acaulosporaceae. The record is from the annotation of a GenBank genome assembly.
AUGGAAAUGAUAACACGUGAAAAUUUAUUGAUUGAUGAUUGUGAUUAUGAUGGUGUGCAGUUUCAUUUUCUUCCUAUUGAUGUUGAUGAAUCAACAUUAUAUGAAACCGGUGAUUAUAUAUUGAGAUUACAUGGAAUUUUGACAAAUGGUCGUAGGAUGCGAAUUGAUGUGUGUGGGAUUAAACCAUUUUUUGAUAUUCUGAUAGAUGGGGUGAAUGUGGAUGAGAUGUUAUCAGAAAUCAAAUGUGAAUCGCAUGAGGUGAUUCAAGCAAAACCAAUUAAUUUGUUUUGUGGAAAUGCUAAGGAAUUUGUUCGUUUUUACUUUAAGAAUAGUGGAAUUCGAUCGAAACAAUUGAAAAUGGUGAAGGAUCGAUAUGUGACAUAUUCUAACGAUCUUACGUUUCACUAUCGCAAGGUGUUAAAUGUUCAUCGUGAUCAUAUAAUCAAUGGUCAGAAUCCCCCAAAAAGGAAUCGAAUUAUGAUUCUUUGUUGGGAUAUCGAGACUUAUAGUUCACGUGAUGGUGGUGAGGUUCCAAAACCAGAAUAUGAUGAGGAUGAGGAUUUGAAUGAAUGUGAGGAUUGGAUAUUUAGGAGAUCAUAUUCUCAAGAACAGAUGAUAAUGAAUUUCGCAUAUUGUGUAAGAUUAAUUAACCCAGAUGUGAUGAUGGGAUUUAAUGAUGGUGGAUAUGAUUGGCCAUUUGUACUCAAGAAAGCUGAACGAUUGAAUUUACUGCAAGAUUUUGUGAGUGUUAUGGGUGGAACGAAAUUUAAAGGAAGUUCGAUCAUUGAUGCAGGUUAUAAUAUUUAUGAGAAUAAUAUUAAGAUUACGGCUCAAGAUAAUGUCAAGGUGAUGUAUUUUCGUAGAUUGGGAACGUUGAUGAUAGAUGUAAUGGUAUCAUUUCGAAAGAUGUAUCCAAACUCGGAGAGAAAUUCACUCUCUCAUUUUCUGAAGAUGACAAAUCUUGAAGGAAAGGUGGAUCUAUCCCAUUUAGUUCUGAGGAGAUAUUACCGAGAUUGCAAGGAGGGAAAUGUAAAGAUCAAAGCGUGGUCGAUAAAACAUGAAAAUGCAAGUGAUAGUAUGGGACUUUAUGUAAUUGUUCAGGGACACCUAAAGGAUAAGCGUAAUGAGAUGAAAUUAAAGAUGAAACAGUUGGGUGGAAUUUUGGAGGAAAAGAGAUCAAGAGAUGAAUAUAAUGAUGA